UCAAGGCGCGUUCAACUGGUUCAACUUGAUUCAGAAAAGUUCCGAUAAUACACGACGGAUAUUCACAUCGCGCGUCCACGUCUUCGCUGCGUAGGAUGCCACUCCGAAAGCUUUAUUAUGUGCGAAGGUGUCAAUGAACGGGUUGGUAGCUUGGUGCGAACACCAAAUUUGGAUGGAAACGAAAGUCUCCAUUUCAGUCUGCCUAAUAUGUGCUGAGCCGUGAACAGUGGCGCGUGCAUUUUGUAAACACAAAUCUUUGCUCUUGAGAAUGGGUGGCUGGCAAACGGAGUUGUCGAGAACUUGCAAGAGCGUCCCUGUGUUGUGGUUACGUGAGUGCGCGUUGGCUGCCGUCGCUGUACGUGUGCGAAUGUUUACUUCUGUGACAGCAGCAAUGGAUUUAGACACUGCGUCGGCACUCUCCCAUAAAAGGUAAACAACAAAUGACAUCAGCAUUGAAGGACGUAGAUGUUGAGACCCAAUACCAGAGGUUCACAACCAGAUAACAACAUGACAGUCUUGGAGUCCUUGAAAAACAGUGACUCUGAAACAACUUCCUCGAACAACAGACCGCCAGUGUCUGAUUUCCCAUACUCCCAGAAGCUGUUCCACGUUGCAAAUGGAACCUUGUACAGUGUGUUCUCACCGACGCAUGGCCGGAGCUGCGGAAUGAAACCGAACUUCCUCGGCCGCCAGCGAGGCUCCGCACGAGAAUCCAGAGGACGAGGAAGACGGUCCGCGAACCGCUGCCUGAAGUUCCACAACUUCAUUCCAUCGGAGAGCAUCACAUCGGAAAAGGACGAUGGCUGCCAAGACGACGUCUGGAAAGUCCACGCGGAGUGUCGUCUGCAAGAAGAGCACGGCACCAAGCAGAUCAUGGUCUCGCAGUGGUCGCUGUCUUCCGACCUACCGUCCAGCUCGAGAGAAACUAAAUCACCAGUGCCUCCCCCUCUUCCUCCUUUGGUGACACAAAGCAAAGAAGAGCCAGAGCCGACCACCGAAGCCGCACUGAAGAGUGCGCCGUUUCCCGGCCUGUUUUCUAGUCUCCGACCCAGCGAUCACUUGCCGAAAACGAGCGACUUUCUCGGCAUCCAAGACGAGCUCUUCGGCGACUCCGGACUCGUGUGCAGCCCCACGCCGUACGGUUGUGAUAACGGUGACGCCAGGGAGCGCUGUGCUACGCCUUCGUCCACGAACAGUUCCGUAGCUGAGAGCAUCAAGGACGACCCCGAAGCCUUCCACAGGGUGCUCUCGAAGAAGCACCGCAGAAAGCCAGUUCAAACACGGAGAGUGAUUCCAUACAAUAAGUACCUGUCCAUGAUGGAGGACGACGAGUGUCCACAGCCGCUGGACCUCUCUUUUAAAACAAGCAGGAAGGCAACAGCGGGUUCCGCCGGUGCAUUUGUGAGUCCCAGCUUGUCCCCACUCGGGUCUGUUAUUCGUGAGAGUGACUCCAGCGCGUCCCACCCGUUACCGGUGCCCCAUAGGUUUCAGCAGUCCUCCAAAAUGUUCCAGGAGAAGUCGCCGCUACAGGAAGCGCUGGAGGCCCCGCUGAAUCGGCAGUCUUCUCCGCAUUUUGCGUAUCCAGUGCCUCACCACGCAGCCAUGAUGAUGCCGCCGUACGCGCAGGGUACUGCGGUGCCGUUCGGACACGCCCUCUACAAGGUGCCUCCUUCGAGCACAGAGACGCAGCAUUCUGCUAUGCACUCGUUGUACUCAGGUUCUCCGGUGUCAAGCGCUGCUAGUUCAACGUUGUUGGCCGCCCUGCAGGACAGUAGCCAGUGCCAGGCCGGACCCAGCCGAGCGUCUCCGGACUUCCAGAGGUCAUUGAGGAGGCCGAGCCAGAGGUCGCUGAUUAAGCAGAAACUGGAGGAUACCUUUAAGCAAAACGGGUUUUUAGUGAAAACGAAACAGGUGUCGGACGGUGAUGCGACGUUCUGCAAGUUUCGACAGCUACGGAAAUACACGCGGUACUACCUCAAGAGCUGGCAUCACCAUUUGCCGGCGGAAGUACACAAGCUCUGGAAGGGAUUUCUUCCACCAAAGACACUUCCUGGUGGUCAUGUGAUGACAGAAGAGCCCAAAGAAUCGCCAGAAUCGCAGUGAUGUAGAAUACUCAAAUUUUGUUCUUUGGAGAAGUUUUAAGCUUGUUAUCGGAAUGGUAUUGUUUGUGCACAAAGAAGAUUUAAGGAGUGCCGGAGGGUUCAGGAGUAUAUAAGGAGGAUAUAUUACGCGCCGAGAUGCCUAUACUGGGAUUACAAAAUAACGGGCAGUCCUGUCACAGGGAUGCCCUACUUUUAAUUUUUUUAAAAUAUCUGAACACUUAUUUUCGUGGGAUGGUGAACCGGUAGUACACAAAAAUUGACCUAAAGAAUAGCUGCUGGCUCAGUAACGGCGUAUAUGCAAGAUGUAGUCGCAAUGUAGCUGCUCUUUCCCACCAGAACCUAAAGUGCCACUGCGGAUGAAACAAAUUAUAUUUAUUUUAUUUCGUAUUUGAAAUCAACUCAAAGACUCAACAUAAAAAAUAUACCGGACUUCUUUUUUUUUUUUUUUUUUCUCUUUUAGAAAUGUGUUAUAAAAAUGCUAUCGGGGCAUAGAUGUCGUUUUUCAAGUUGAGUUAUACGGCCAUGCGGGCAUCCUCUCUAAGAAAAUAUCUAACUACGAAAUGACUAAUUACCGAAAAUUCAUUAAUGAACUCUUUAUUUAGGGAAUUCCGAGCAGGAUGGGAGAGAAUCCUCGCAGAAAGCCAUUCUACGUUUAAAAACAUCCUGAAAAACAUCCUGAAACACCCACGUGCAUUGAAAUAUGAUAUCCAUAGCUCAAUUUUGAUAUGCAAAUGAACCGAAACCACAGUGACUGGAAGUGCAGGAAGCGCAACACCCAUUCCACGUCGGAGGGCUAUGUGCUUUGGAGCAAUAAAGAGGAUUGGAGUAGUUGCUGAUCUACUAGCCAGAUUAACUGCUUUCCUGCGCAGAGAAGCCUCUGUCCGCAAAGGUGAUAUGUAUGCUCCUGGGGCACGCUGUUUAGGUUUCGGCUCACAUGCUUAGCGGGAUUCAGCGAUGGAUAUUUCACGGUGUGCACUCGUUUCAGGAUUUUUAAAAGAUGCUACUAGAAUGGCUUUCAAAGAGAAUUGUCUCCCAUUCUGCUAUAUCUCGUUUUUACCCAAAAAUUUCUAAUUAAUGAGUUUGUUAACGAAUUUUAGGUUUAACUUGACUGCAAAACCGACGUCUACGCUGCCCGCAUUGCUAGGGCCGGUGAGGGGGGCAGCUGAUAAUAAGGGGGCUUCUGACAGCAGUGGGGGGGCUUUAGAUUUACCCUGCCCUGGGCGCAAACUUGCCUCGCUACGGCUCUGCCCUGAAGUCUGGUAAAGAACGCACUUACAUCUCGUGUACACUCUGUGCUUCCCUGUAGUCACUCUUAUGAAUCUUAAUUUGUGUUUUACGAGUCUAACAAAACAGCAAAAUGGAACUGUUACCACCUAAACUCAAGGAGUCACCAUCCUUGUUUGACUUUGUUACGUUUGUGAUAUGGUUUUUAGUUAGAUCAUCUGCAGUUAUUUAUUGCCGGGUACUGUUGAGAUUUUAAUGUAAAUGUGUGCCAUUGUCCUGUCCUUUGUAGUGUGCACCACAGUGCUUGAAAAUGCAGGGUGCUUGUGAAAGAACAGUAAUAUUAUAGUACAACUUUUACAUGUACUAAUGGCGCUUGUAUGACAUAUCUAGACAUGCUAACUGAGCACCACAUCUGUGAAUAUUAUGUGCAAUACAUCAGUCAUGAAGCAGCUUUACGAUGUAUCGGAUAUUUAUUAACAAUAUUUAUAUUGCUGCAGCGGUUCGUUAAAUGUGCUCCCCGAAGAGCGUGGAUGUUUUUAUAGGUGUAAACCUGAGGCUGGUCACUUAGUGAUGGAGCAGGUUUUACUUAUUGCCCUGUGCUUUAACCUGGAGCAUAACUAGUCUCAUUAAUUAGUAAUUGAUGGAUCUAUGAUUACACUUAUGCAUCUAUAUUUUGCUGCCCUUCCCAGCAGAGCUGUGGGAAAAGAACAAAAUAUACACCUGUGUGCCUUAUAAUGUUGAGAAAUCAUUUGUGUGGGGGCACUCGAGUUCAUUUAUGAUGACUCCUGCCAUGACAAAAAUUUCACUGCUGCCUCUGCCUUUUAAUCACCGUUAGCACAGCGCACAUGCAAAAUAAUGAAGUGCAAGAACGCAGUGAUUGCUACCAUCAUAUCAUCGAGAAACAAGAGUUGAACUAUGUGACAGCGAACAGUGACGUUGUAUGUAACUUACACCAGCCUCAAGGUUGAGGCAUCAACAUCAAGCAUCAUAAACAAACAACAGAAAUUAACUGAAUACCCCAGCAGGGACCUUUGCAGGCAUGAUGGGGACUGCAUGUCUCCACGGAGAAAAAGAGGUCAGGAUGUGGCACGUUGCAAACAAAUUAUCAUUUCAGUUAUUUUGAACACACAUGAUCAUAGGUGUAGUGUGCAGCAAAUCAAUAGGAUGUCACUUUAUAACAUAUUUUCUUUUAAUCCAUUCUCCAGAGAAAUGAUCUACACUGGUCUGUCUGAUAUUGUGAUUCUCAUUGCAAGCCCAUCAUGUGUACUCGAAGCUUUGUUGCCGUUUAUGCACCAAGUAUAGAGCCUGAAGUUUUAGGGAUUCUUCCCCAAAUUUGCACCACGAAUUGAAGGCUGCCUGUUUAAAGUGAAACCCGAUUUUUACCUAGCAAAUUGCCCUCACUAAGACAUCUGUAGGAAUGGACACUUAACUUGUUUCGCAGCAAAUGCAGUUACAUUUCCGUAUGUACCAAACCAGUACAGUUAGUUUGAGUAACUGAGCCCGUUAUUUCUGCCCAUAUUUAGGAUACUGGAAGUUUUUCGAGCCGAAUUCGUAUAACUUUAGAGCACAGGUUCAUUUACCCCCCCCCCUAAUUUAGAAAAAAAAGAUUUCCAGAAAACUUCAGACUCUAACCAUGAACAACAAAGUACUUGUAAAAAUUGCGGUCUGUGCACACUGCAUGGUUUUCAUUGGAUCCUUUUUUUUUUUUGUACAGGCAAGGUUGUUGUAUAACAUUGGUUUGUUUGUGAGGUGAUAUAUUUAUUUCGUUCAGCAAUAUAACCAUUUUUGAGGCAUAGUAUUUAUAAGCAUAGUGAUGUGUUGUUACACUGCACUCAAAUGGUUGUGCUUCAGCAAUGUUUUAUAUUACGUGGUAACCUAGAGUGUCCUGCCCUUGGGUCGUCUCCUGGCAGUUAGGGUUUCUGUUUCUGUUUCUGAACAAAAUGGAUAGUGGUUCUAGUCACUUAAGGGGCCUUCGGUCGAUUUACUUUGCAAUAAUGUUGCCCACGAAGGCGUUCCCCCACCUCCCCUGUAUAUCUUGUUUUUAGACGUACAGCUUUUAAUUGCCAAUAACUUUACCCGCGAAUAGGCUUUGUAGUUGUACAGAUUAUUUAUAUAUUGGUGAUUGUAAAUAUACCUACGUGGUAAGAGCAAAUAAAUGUUGUUAGUCUUUGGUUA
Molecule: messenger RNA, 5501 nt
Organism: Ornithodoros turicata
Lineage: Eukaryota; Metazoa; Arthropoda; Arachnida; Ixodida; Argasidae
Exons: 3
Coding region: 466-2103 (545 amino acids)
Source: RefSeq, a predicted model, not a curated record